Molecule: messenger RNA, 558 nt
Organism: Elephantulus edwardii (Cape elephant shrew)
Lineage: Eukaryota; Metazoa; Chordata; Mammalia; Macroscelidea; Macroscelididae
Gene: TSR2
Product: TSR2, 20S rRNA accumulation, homolog (S. cerevisiae)
Biological process (GO): maturation of SSU-rRNA from tricistronic rRNA transcript (SSU-rRNA, 5.8S rRNA, LSU-rRNA)
Cellular component (GO): nucleus
Source: RefSeq, a predicted model, not a curated record
AUGGCAGGCACUAGUGAAGAUUCACAGUUAACUCUUUGGACCUGGUGUCUGCGGCACUGGAAGCCUGGCUUGAAUGGUGAGGAUGGGAUAAAGGGGCACAACCAAGAGAAGGUGGAGUGGCUGGGGUAUGCAGUGGAGGAGUAUUUCAUUUGCAAUGCUGACUUGGGGCUAGAUGAAGUUGAGGAUUUCCUUGGAGAACGCAUGACCAAUAAAUUUGGUCCAGUUAUGGAAGAUGAUAGUCUGCCCCAGGUAAGCCAGCAACUGCAGAUCUUGUUUCAUCACUUUCAGAGGCAUGCAUGAUGGUACCACUCUGAGGAGAUGGAUUCCCAUAUCACCCAAAGAAAGUACAGGAUCAGGCCCUGCAUUUACAACAGAGAGACCGAUGAGGAUGAGGAUGAUGCAGACAGCAUGGAGGAGGAUGAGGUCACAACUAUGAAUGAUGGAGUAGCUACAGAUGUGAUCUGUCCCCAUCCUAAAUCCUCUGACCCAGAUUCCCAGACUAUUAAGGAAGAGGAUAUAGUAGGCGAUGGCUGGACCAUUGUUCAGAGAAAGAAAUAA